AUGACUGUGAUGAUUGACAAUUGGAUUGCUGAGUGUGACCAAUGUCAACGUGAGGGAAAGACUCUGGGUACAGUUGCACCACUCCAAACAAUAAAGGUGUCUGCUGUUUGGGAGCUGCUGGGGAUUGACCUAACUGGGCCCUUCCCCAAAACUACUGAUGGCUAUCAAGCUUUGAUGAAGUUGGUGAAUGAGCAGCAGAACAACUGGGACACAUUCCUUGAUGCCACACUGUUCUCUUUGAGGUCAAAGGUGCACAUCUCAACCAAACACACCCCAUUCCAGUUGAUGUAUGGGCGGGAGGCUGUGUUCCCCUCAGAGGUGCCUGUAGAUUAUCCUGACACUCUGCUCUGGAGAGCAGCUUCAGGUAUCCUCGAGAAGGUAGACGCGUGA
Messenger RNA from Knipowitschia caucasica, 390 nucleotides. Lineage: Eukaryota; Metazoa; Chordata; Actinopteri; Gobiiformes; Gobiidae. The record is from the annotation of a GenBank genome assembly.